Messenger RNA from Ochlerotatus camptorhynchus, 2172 nucleotides. RefSeq names its product polypeptide N-acetylgalactosaminyltransferase 35A (gene Pgant35A). Gene Ontology annotation, cellular component: Golgi apparatus. Bases 70 to 2067 code for a protein of 665 amino acids. The transcript is spliced from 4 exons. Gene Ontology annotation, biological process: regulation of Notch signaling pathway; protein O-linked glycosylation. Gene Ontology annotation, molecular function: polypeptide N-acetylgalactosaminyltransferase activity; Notch binding. Lineage: Eukaryota; Metazoa; Arthropoda; Insecta; Diptera; Culicidae. The record is from RefSeq and is a predicted model, not a curated record.
GUUGUGUAUUGUAAUUGCUAGUGGCCGUUUGCCAAUUGGAAAUGUAACAGCUAAUUUCAACGGAGACAAAUGUCGAAGGAUAAACGGGAUAAGCCCAAACGAAUCUCAAAGAUGGUAAGUAAGUCGUUCCUGUGGGGCGUGAUUGCCGCGUCGCUUACCUGGUCGGUUAGUUUGUAUCUGUAUUGGAGUUUGAGCAGCGGUUCCGGCUCCGUGGCUUCCGUUCCAACGGCUUCAAUGUUGCAAGGAGAUCAAAGUGCCGGUGAACAAUCGGCGGCAGUGAUUGGUCCCGUUGAUCAGGAAACAAUGAACAGGAAGACACAUGUCCAGAAUGGCCACCAGAACAACCUGAUAGGAUUGGAAUCGCUUGGUGAGAAGACAGAGAAUGGGAAAAGUUUUAGCUUCUUCAAGGAGAAGUACAAUCGUAAUCGGAAGGAGCAGGCAUUUAGGAAGAUAAGCCAUAAACUGAUAGAUGAGCUGCAGCCGAUGAUGCCGAACGGAACGGAUGAAUUCGGGAUGGUGAGAAAUUCUGAAGAGCAGUUUAUAAGGGAUGUUGGCUACAGGAAGCAUGCGUUCAAUGUGCUAGUCAGCAAUAAGAUUGGUCCGUUUCGGGGGGUUCCCGACACGAGACACAAAUUGUGCCAUGAGCAAAGCUACGACAAAGUACUUCCAUCUGCAUCUAUUGUGAUGUGUUUCUACAACGAACAUUUGGAGACGUUGAUACGUUCGGUCAAUUCGGUUAUUCGCCGUACUCCAUCCUACCUUCUUCAGGAAAUUAUCCUGGUUGAUGAUUGCAGUGAUUUGGAUGAUCUUCGAGACGAUUUGGAGGCCGAGUUGAAUGCACUUAAGAACAGUAAAGUAAGACUUAUCAGAAAUGCUGAACGAGAGGGAUUGAUGCGUUCCCGUGUUUACGGGGCACGGAAUGCCACAGGCGAUGUUCUGAUUUUUCUGGACAGUCAUAUUGAGGUCAAUGAGGAUUGGGUCGAACCGUUGUUGCAGCGCGUGAAAGCGAACACAACCAUACUGGCUAUGCCGGUGAUUGAUAUCAUCAAUUCGGAUACGUUUGUCUACACUUCGAGUCCGCUGGUCCGAGGAGGUUUCAACUGGGGUCUACACUUCAAGUGGGAUAACCUUCCGAAGGGAAGUUUAGUGAAGGAAAAUGACUUUGUUGGCCCGUUUCAAUCACCAACCAUGGCCGGUGGGUUGUUUGCCAUGGAUAGGCAGUACUUCAAAGAUCUAGGUGAAUACGAUAUGGGAAUGGAUGUUUGGGGUGGAGAAAAUUUGGAGAUUUCUUUCCGUGCUUGGCAAUGCGGUGGAUCGAUUGAGUUGGUUCCCUGCUCUAGGAUCGGGCAUGUUUUCCGCAAGAGACGUCCUUACGGGUCUCCUGAUGGAUCGGACACAAUGAUUAGAAAUUCCUUGCGAUUAUCGCGAGUUUGGAUGGAUGAUUACAUAAAAUAUUUCUUUGAAAAUCAACCCCAAGCUAAGAAAAUUGAUCCAGGAGAUUUAACAGAAAGAAACGAGCUAAGAAAGCGACUGAAUUGCAAAUCUUUUGAAUGGUAUUUAAAGAACAUCUACCCUCAACUGAAACUUCCUGGAGAAAAAACAACCGACAGCAACGUUUCCCAACCCAAAUUCCAACCGUGGCACUCAAGGAAGCGUAACUAUGUAAGCAGUUUCCAAAUUCGGCUUAGCAACAGCAGCCUGUGUGUCACUACGGAAAAUUCGAAGGAGAAGAGUCUGUGGAAGAAAGGAUCCCGUCUGGUGCUGCAUCCCUGUUUGCGAGUGAAAGCCCAAAUGUGGUACGAAACGGAACGGGCCGAGUUGGUUCUCGGUCAACUACUGUGUUUGGAAGCACCCUCGAGUGCCACCAAAGGAACACCGAUGUUGAACAAAUGCCACGAAAUGGGAGGCGAUCAGGCAUGGAAGCACAGGAAAACGAAAGGAACACCCAUCUACAACAUUGCCUCGGGCAGUUGCUUAGCGGUGCAGGAAAUUCGCAAAGGUGCUUCCGUAGGGUUGAAUUUGUGUGUGAACUCCUCCCGCAGCACGUGGGAUUUGAUGAUUUCGUAGCCUCUUGAAAGUGCAAUCGAAUCGGCGGUACUCUCUUACCAACUAUUUGUAAUGUAGCUCGAAUAAUUCCAGAUUUAUAGAUAGGCAUAAGAGAUGUUUCUUUUU